GGUCUUUCCUACCGGUCUCUCAAAUGUAUGUAAUUUCUUAUAGAGAGCUAUAGUUGGGUUAGAAAGCACUCACUAUUUGCUUAUAAACGAGUCUUUCAAUAGUUGGUAACACAGAAGUGUCCGCAGAUUAUUCACUGGCAAAGAGUGUUAUUUACUUCACGCUUAAGGGCUUAUGGUAUGCAUCCAUAGCAUCCAUACCACUCUUGGAUGUUGUUCUCCGAAGAAAAAACUAUUAAACGAGACUUGAAUUGAUUCCCGUUUUUCUCCAACCCCUCUGAUAAGUGAGCGAAAGUCAAAGCUAAUGAUCCGAUGCUGUGAUCAAAGCUAUGGUUAAUUGAUUAUUUGGAAGACAUUAUAGCAUUAAUUUUGCAACUUUGGCCAUUAUUUUCGCUUAAUUUCCAAUCAAUUAAACGUCAAAAAAGAGUAUUGAAGGGCUAACUCAUCGCUAGUAUAUCCACUGAAGUGAUGACUCUGGGCUCGGAGACCGACUCCGACUCAACCCACCGAUUGUUUUGUAGUCUACGAACUCGUUUUUGUGAAUUGGAGACCGUUGUGAGCCGUCACACACACAAUGCCUGUGAAAAACUACGGAACAGGAGUUCAUGUCUCACCAAAACAUCAAUAUUAAGAAAUCCAUAUGUAUUGCUGGUAAUGGUCUGUUGUAUCUGCUAUUGGCCUUCAAUGUGGGGUCAGCUGGUGUUUGAUGACCGGCCGGCCAUCAUCGAUAACAAGGAUUUGAGGCCAAACACACCAUUGUAUCGAUUAUUUCAAAAUGACUUCUGGGGAACACCACUCCAUAAAGAACAAAGCCACCGAAGCUACCGACCCCUCACAACACUUACAUUUAGAUGGAAUUUCUCUAUUCAUGGCUUAAAUCCUAUGGGAUAUCAUAUAAUAAACAUUGCAUUGCAUUCACUCGUUUGUAUUUUGUUUUAUAACUACUCUCGGCUACUAUUCUGUGAUUCGAUGACAUCCUUAAUAACAUCUCUACUCUUUGCAGUUCAUUCAAUACAUACAGAGUGUGUUGCGUCAAUUGUCGGGAGGGCUGAACUGCUUUCGGCUAUAUUUUAUUUGUCCGCUCUUCUGAUAUGGAUUUCGCAAAAAUACAAAAUGAAAUACAAAUUAUUAUUAAGUGUUAUAUUUUCGUGGUUUGGAUUCCUGUGUAAAGAGCAGUCGUUGACUGCACUCAUCAUAUGUGCCAUUCAUGAGCUCAUCUCUCGAAGACAUUUACCGAUCAAAGAGAAUAAGGUUAUCCCGAAAGCGAGUCUAAACUCUAUUAUAGUAAGAGUUGGCAACAUAAAGAGAUCGCAAAUCGUUUGGAGGAAAAUCGUUAAAAACAUAUUUAUUUUAUUGACUGCAUUCAUGUCGGCCCUAAUAUUUAGAUUAUAUUUAAUGGGAAAUAAGUUUCCAAAAUUCAAUCGGUUCGACAACCCGGCCUCCUAUUCGGGCGCACCGACCAAGCAAUUGACGUACAGUUAUUUGAUUGCCUUCAAUAGUUGGCUGCUAUUAUUUCCAUGUGAUUUGAGCUGUGAUUGGACGCACGCAUCCAUACCUUUGGUGUCAAACCUUUUGGAUCCAAGAAUUUGGACGAUUGGGGCCUUCUUUGCCAUAUUGUUCUCAUUGCUAUUCUAUGCCUUAAUCAAGAGUGAAGAUCACAGACUAUUUCUGGUGCUAACGUUAGCGAUUGUGCCGUUCAUUCCCUCAUCCAAUAUCUUCUUCCCGACGGGUUUUGUUGUCGCCGAAAGAGUACUAUAUUUGCCUUCAAUUGGAUUUGUUUUGUUGAUUGGGAUGGGAGUGAAGAAAAUGCUUGACUCGUGGGAGAGCCAUUCGACUGGUAUUAAGACAGUAAUAGGCCUUCUGUUGAUCGUUCACACAGUGAAGACAUAUCGCAGAUGUAAUGAAUGGAACAAUGAGUACUCACUCUAUACGUCAGGCCUUAAAGUGAAUCCAAUGAACACAAAACUACUGAACAAUUUGGGAAGACUUCACGAGAGAGACGGCAGCUAUGAUGUGGCCAUCAAUUACUUUAGAGAAGCCGUUCGAAUAGAGCCGUCAGAUGUGCGGGGACAUCUCAAUUUGGGUAACAUUUUACUCAAAACUAAUAACUCAAAGGAGGCAGAGAUGGCCUACAGAACAGCCACUCAUCUGUUGGAAGAGUCGGCCAAUACUUACCAUCAGAUAUCGUCAAUGCAUUUAACAGCUCUGUUCAGACUCUCGCAACUCAUCUCAAGGGAUCCGCACCGGACUCAAGAGGCGUUCCUUUCCAGGCGACAAGUCUUGGCUCUAAAAAGUGAUUUUAAGCCAAUGUUUGAGAGUUGGACUCAAGAGUUAAGGAGUUCAGCGAAUGGAGGCAUCGAAGCGGCGGUAAUGUUGGCCGAAGCCCUUCAAUACGAAAGCACUGAACCCGACGUUCUCUAUAAUUUGGCUAUAGUUGUGAACGAGAGCGGAUCAGCUCAGAAAGCACUGGAACUGUUGGACAGGGCUUUAAGUGUAGACCCGCAUCACGAGCCAUCACUGUUAGCCUCGGCGCGUAUAAUACAAGACCAGGGAUUGAGUCGUUUGCAUGAAGUGGCGAUUGAAAGGCUCAACACAAUCAUUGAGUUGGGUUCGGCUGACGAAACGGUUUUCUUCAACUCAGCGAUGUUGGCCAUCAAAAGCGGACGUUUCGAUAGAGGGAAACACUUCUUGGAAAACGCCAUUCAAUUGAAGCACAACUUUUCGGAAGCGCUCUAUAAUAUGGCUCUUAUAUUAUAUAAUGAAGAAUAUCCGCAACCCUUACAAGCGGUUGAAUACUUAACUAAACUUUUGAGUACAAACACCGAGCACAUUAAAGGACUGCUACUAUUGGGCGACAUUUAUAUUGAAUAUUUCAAUGAUUUAAAGAAUGGCGAGAAUUGCUAUAAUAGGAUAUUAACCAUCGACUCAACCAAUGUGUUCGCUCAGCACAACCUCUGUGUCGUUCACGUCAGGCGAAAGCACUUCCACGAAGCCAUUCAGUGCUUCGAGAAGAUCCAGAAGAAUAAUGUCGGAUCAGUUAAUGUCGAGCAUCACCUCAAACUCACCAGGGACUUAUUGCGAGAUCAGCUCAGGAAUGGUAGCAAUGAAUUCAAGUUUUUGUUGUAAAAGAUUGCUUCGGAAUAUAUGUAAAUAUAUAUAUAUAUAUAACUAUAUUAAAAGAGAUAAAUUAUUAUAUAUUAUAAAUGAACC
Messenger RNA from Oppiella nova, 3207 nucleotides. The record is from the annotation of a GenBank genome assembly. NCBI's taxonomy places the organism in Eukaryota, Metazoa, Arthropoda, Arachnida, Sarcoptiformes, Oppiidae.